Molecule: messenger RNA, 1338 nt
Organism: Aspergillus thermomutatus
Lineage: Eukaryota; Fungi; Ascomycota; Eurotiomycetes; Eurotiales; Aspergillaceae
Product: HECT-type E3 ubiquitin transferase
Exons: 3
Coding region: 1-1338 (445 amino acids)
Biological process (GO): protein autoubiquitination; proteasome-mediated ubiquitin-dependent protein catabolic process; protein monoubiquitination
Cellular component (GO): ubiquitin ligase complex; nucleus; cytosol
Molecular function (GO): ubiquitin protein ligase activity; cyclin binding; ubiquitin conjugating enzyme binding
Source: RefSeq, a predicted model, not a curated record
AUGCCUGUUUUACCAGAGAACCCAGAGACAGAUGUUGAUACGUCCUUUUACCUCCACGCGGAACUUCUCCCAAAUAUCCGUCACAUCACACUCUACAUCUCUUCACCGGCCAAUCUAGGUGGCCAGGACGUCCAGCCGCUGAUAACUCUCUCAGGAUCCCGUCAAGCUGUCUCGCUAUCUCUACCGAAACCCUUCGACCAUGUGACUGAUACCAUCAAACUGCCCGCGCGGGUCAAUGAAGCCUCGCGGCGCGUUUUAAGCACCAAUAGACAGGGCGCGGCGAAUACCGCAGACAAUGGCUCACACACUAGGCGGCGGGAAUACUCGUUCCGAAUGCAGAUUGAUAUCUCGGAUGAUUCACUCCCGCCAAAGGACGCGCUCAUCGAUGAUUUCGUACCCUGGACCGCUGCGGAUAUGUCUCCGUCGACGAGACUGCGUUGUCGCGGAUGUGAGAAUGUCAUCCUGGAUACGCCUGAGCGACGCGCCGAUACCCGGUCUGAGGAUACCGGUCCAGAAGGCUGGACGUGGAAAGACCUGCCAAGCGGGAACUGGGCCGAGAUGAUGGAUUUCUGGCACUGUCAUAAACCUGACCCUCCUGCCGGGCAUGAUCAUGCCAAUGGGGAAGAUCCCAACGCUCAGACGAAGGGGUACGGAGCGGCGAAUCAGGUUGUGGCGUCGUCCGGGACGGUCCUCGUGGAUGUGGCGACGUUUCUGGUCUCGGAGGCGGAUUGCAGGGGAUUGAAGAAGGUUCAACCCUCAACUGAAGAGACCGCACAAAAGAAAGAAGUAUCCUUGAACUGCGCGAACUGCAACGCCACGAUCGGUACUGAAGACGCCGUGGCCCAGGGCUGGCGACUCUUCAAGACAAGCCUAUCCGCCAAUAUCUCCCCACCAAGAACGCCCCAAGAACCAUCACCAACAACAUGGGAAACCCACCCCAUCGAAACCAUCGUCGCAGCUCAACUCCUCGAGCUCAUCGAGCGCGAAAGUGCCCGUCGCUUCGUCAUUCACUGUGGCAGGCCAAAUGGACUCCUGCUAUGGGUCUUCAACCCGGACUUUCGAUACUCGAGUUCCACCGCAGAGCAUAGUGUCUCCUCGCAGCGGGCGAUGAAGGUCUUCUUCCAGGAGGUUGGGGAUGUAGAUGGUAUUCUGAACCCGAAACCGAGUUCGGGGGGCGGGAGGGCGUCGUCGCUUUCGCUCGAGGAGGUGAGAGUACCUGGUUCUGUGUAUGAUGCGGUUGCGGGGGAUCUGAAGGCGAGGAAUGAGAUGUUGCCGGCGUCUGCGAGGGAGUUCCGGGAGUGGAGGGUUGGGGUUUUGCAUCGGUUUGAGAGGAUGUGA